AUCUAUCUAUAUAUCUAUCGAUUGAUACAUCUAUCUAUCGAUCUAUCUAUCAUAUGUAUAAGCUAGCUAGAGACGCUCUUGUCGUUGUGUGUCUCAUAUUUGCAAUAUAUGUCUCUUGCAAUGUCAGUAUCUAGAGAAGAAUACGUUAAUACCGAAGACACUCUACAUAGUAUCUUGUUUCAUCGUAACAGUCUGGUCGUACGUAGCUUUCUAACAUCUUUGACAUGUGUAUCUCAUUACAUGCAACUUCUUAAGUUAAUUGCAAUUAGUUGAUAUCACAUUUCUGUCUGUCUAGACAACAUUUAAACAUUGUUGCUCUAAUCGAUAAAUUUAUUACGUUUUACAAAGUCACCAAGAGUCACUUGACCCAAAGAGUUACUUGACCUCGAGAAGGGUGUGUUGGUGUUAUUGUAAAGAAGGUAGCCACAGGGAGUCAGGAAUCCUGCUUUUGUUUUAUCAGUAUUAGUGUGACUUAAUAAAGUAUACUAUGAAUUAAGAUUCUUUGGAUGUUGUUGAGUUACACAAUUUGUAGAUGAUUAUCUUUAACACAUGAAAACGAAUUGGGUCUUCUUCAUUUUCUUUGUAUCCCUAUUUUAUUUGAAGAAGAAGAAGAAGAAGAAGAAGAAGAAGAAGAAGAAGAAGAAGAAGAAGAAGAAGAAGAAGAAGAAGAAGAAGAAAAAGAACAAUAAGAAGAACAAGAACAAGAACAAAAAGAAGAAGAAGAAAAGGGGUAUAAAGAGUUCGGGAACGAGACAUUUUUAAAAGCUACUCUGAACAUAAACGUACGAAGUACUUGAAUGCAAACUAAUCAAAGUAAGACUAGUUUUAGGAGUAAUUCAAAAUGUAAUUUGUAUAUUUUUAAUUAUCAUUUGUUCAGACUGUUAAAGCAUUUUGUCAAAAACGUCGCAUUAUUGAAAUGACCUUGAGGGGUGAUUUUCUUUUUUUUAAAGCGCAUGACAGCUAUUCUGUGACUUUCCCCAAAAAUAUCCUCUCUUUAUCUUGCCGACUUCCUUCUUUCUGGGAAUAGAUUAUUCCUGUUUCAUGAUAUCAUAAACAGAAUAGGACGGCAAAGAGCGCAAAAAAUGACAGAACAACAGAAUGACAAGCGGAGACGCAAAAAAAUGCUCCGCAUCCUCUAUUACAGCUUCCGGUGUCAGCGGAAUCUUCCGAAAUGUGCGGGGCUUUUAUGUCCUGCGAUGCCAUUUAUGCUUGAAAUCGGAUAUUUGGAUCCGGUAAUCCAGCUAUUCGGGGCUUUUAUGUCUUGAGAUGAUGCUUCGUUAUGAAAUCGGAUGUCUGGAUCCGAUCAUCGAGUCUGGCUGAAAAGGUUACAAGAUCUGCCGGGAGUUUUUUUUCCCCCUUCUAGAAUCUUAGACUGAUGUUGUGAGCAAACCCAGUUAGCUCCCUCUUUUUCUGCAUUUCGAAAGACAAAAGCAGAGGCCAUAAUAAAGAGUGUCGGUGUUUAUGGGGCACACGCUUACGAGAAUUUCGAAGUAUGAAGGCGUUUGCAUCAAGUUAACUUCUUCUCUAUCAUUAUCUGCUUGCGCCAUUUAUGUGGUUUCAGCGUACGGUGGUUAUUCAAAUCUUUGUUGCAUAGCAACUAAGAGGGCGGUUCUAUCUGUUUCUCUAACGUUUCGUGCUGGCAAAAGUUUACGCCCCGGCUACGUAUCACUCUAGUGAAAUUGAUUUUCCUACCACAACGUGUAAUAUCUACGUAAUCGUUUCGAACCAGGCCCAUUGAGUGGAGGCCGGGCGGCCUUCCUGCUCCCCCACCAUGUCUGUUUCCGGCCUUCUCCAACCUGCCCCCGCCCUGCCCGUGGGUCAGUCUCCAGGUGCUCUGGGACCGCCGUACUCACCAAAUCUGAUUAACCUCAGCCAACAGUACAACAUGAGUGGCAACACGCUCACUGAUGCGCUGCUGCUGCUGAGUGGGAUGUACAUCAGCCUUGUACAGCCCAGCCCUGGCCCCGUCGACGUGGGCCUACACGCCUUCUUCCCUCUCACCACCUCCGGAGACUUUAUCGCAGCGGUAGGGGACGCCUUCAAACCGCUCAAAAUCGGAUGGACGCAUAGAAAAUACCCCGCUUUAGCCCAAGCCUUCAAUGCGAACAGCACGACAUCCCGGUCUUUCUAUUCCCCGAAGGAUUUCCUGAAUAUAUUGUGUACGGAUAUCUUCCCGCAGAACACAAUCACCGUAUUCUACCUCAACAACCACCUCGUGAUUGAGCAGUAUGAUAAACCGGCAAGCGACUAUAUCCCACGGAUAAUCGAGUCCCUUGGGCUGCCAAUCAUAUCCUACGACACGGAGUUCUCCGUCAACAAACGACCGGCUCUGUCCAUCCAGUUGGCGCCCACCAUGGGUCAGAUGACUGACGUCAUGUUCGCCUUCCUCCGGAAGUUCAAAUGGACGGACUUCUCCUUCCUGUGUACGCUCUCGUAUGGCUGUAUGGAUGAGAUAGCCGCUAUUCGCGCCAAGGUGGAAGAAAGCAAGUCCAGGACGAACUUAAGUGUCUACGGAGUCGAUAUGUUCUCGUACAACCUGCUCUCCUAUGUGAACUUCACUAACGGCAGAGACCGAGAGGAGGUGGAGGAGAAACUGCGCUAUGAGCUCGACAAGGACACGCGCAUCAUCCUCGUCCACGGCAGAUACGGUGAGGUGGCGACCAUCACCGACAUCGCCAAAGAGCUGGGUCUCACCGGUCACGAGUACGUCUGGAUCUACACCCACGCCUCCAUCUCUCUGAAGAAGGAAAAUUCAAUAGUGGGGAGGAGCUACCCAUUAGGAUCGUUCAUUCUGGGCUAUGACAACAAACGAGAAGACAUACAAGCCGUAUCCAAGAUGGCGGUGGACCUGUGGUUAGACACCCUCAACAGGAUGGCCAUGUCCCCAGACAUGCAGGACAUGGACUUCAAAACGGGCUUCUCCUGUGACCGCCUCCAGGCCCAGCUAGAGGAAGAGGACGAGGGCGCGGCCAAAAAGCCUCUAUUUUGGAAAUACGGAGAAAAACUUUACAAGAAACUUCUGGAAGCAAAGUUGCCUGGUGGGUUAGAGUUUGACAAGUACGGAGUUCUGAAGGCCAAUCGGUUCUGGAUCAAAAACGUUCAACUGAAAGAGACAAGGGGCAGGAGUUCAAGCCGGGGCAGAAUUGGAGGAGGUGCCUCCCGUACGUCCAGUCGGUUCUCACGACCAUCUUCCUCCAGUCGGACGUCCAGUGGCUUCCUGAACCGGCGUCCGUCUACAGGCGGCAGUACGGACAGGAGCCGGGGAUCAGGCUACUCUUUUUCCAGGAAUAGAGGAGGCUCUGCAGGAAACACAACCUCAGGAGAUAGAUCUUCUAGCUCUUCUUCAUCCAGAAAUCGGUUCUCGUCGAGAAACUCGACAUCCGGGGACCGGGGCUCUGGGUCUCCAUUUUCUAGAGACAGAAACAGAAGUUCCGGUUCACCAUUUUCAAGAAAUAGAGACAGAACCUCUCCUUUUGGCUCGGACAGAAACAGAGCAUCAGGUUCUCCAUUUUCCCGGGGCAGAGACAGAGCUUCUGGGUCUUCCUUCUCUUCAGGCCGAAGCAGAAGCUCUCAGUCUCCCUAUUCUCGGGACAGAAAUUCUAACCUCGACGGACGGGGAGAUGAAGAGGACAGCGAGGACGACGACGAUUCUACUGCAGCUCGUUCUCAACCAGCACAAAAGGAAGGUGCACUUCCCACAGGCUCAUCGCUCUCCCGUGGCGAAAACGGCUCUCAGAUGACGGCCGCGACUCUCUCCCCUGAGGGGAAUGUCGCCGGGACAACGCUCGGGGAUGAGUCCACUGAGAACACGAGGCCUGUGAGACAUCACAAAAAGCAUGACCGACAAAGACAUGAUAAGGAGAAGUAUCCCAACGACAGAGACAUCAAGGACCGAGCCGGGACUGGGAAGCUGCCUAGAAGCAGAGAUUCCCGAUCAGUAGGCAACAAAAAGAGGGCAAUAUCUACAGGGAUGUAUUCGAAACUUGCGAUAAAGAUCGCUGAAUGGAACGGCCACAACUUGACUGUCGAUGGAAUCACUUGGCCAGGGGGCAGCUCUAUCCCACCAAAAGGCAAGCCGGAGAAAUACGUGCUGAAGGUGGUCACGUGGUUUGAGGACCCUCACGUGCUCUUUGUGCCCCAGAACAACAUCACCCACGAAGACGACGAAAUCUGCGACACGAACGCCCUGCCCUGCAAGGUGUACGAGAACCGUGAUGAGAAGUCGCACAGACUGGACAACGUGACGACAGAUAUGUGCUGCACGGGCUUGUGCAUCGACCUCCUCAAGCGCGUGAGUGAAAAGUUGCACUUUGAAGUGGACCUCACCGAAGUGCCCGACGGCAGAUAUGGAAGCCCACUCAAUAGCCCUACGACUACCCGGCGUGGAUGCUCAUCUUGGUGUUCAGCGUGCACGCCACUGGUGCCUCCAUCUUCAUCUUUGAGUGGCUCAGUCCUUACGGCUUGGACCAGGGCAAAACUCCACUCAGUGUGCACAAGUUCUCCUUAUUCCGCUCCUUCUGGCUCAUCUGGGCGAUGCUGUUCGGGGCGAGUGUGUCCACCGAUAUGCCUCGGGGCUGUGCGAGUCGCUUCCUUGCCAACAUCUGGGCCUUGUUUGCCGUCGUGUUCUGUGCCUCCUACACUGCCAAUCUGGCAGCUUUCAUGAUCACCAAGGACGAUUUCUACGACCUGAGUGGCAUUCAGGACUGGAGGGAGAGAUAGAGCGGCUACAGCGGUUCUGGCUGGCGGGGGCGUGUCAUGAGAAGAAGGAGACAGGCGUGUCGAGCCACACGUUGGGUAUACUCAACUUCACCUCCGCCUUCAUCCUCCUCGGGGGCGGGGUCAUACUGGGCCUCGUUCUCAUGGUGAUGGAGCAUGUCUACUUCCGGUUUGGCCGGAAAUCCUUACGGAAGUGGGAUAGGCGAGGGUGCUGCUCAUUGGUCAGCUUGAGCAUGGGUCAGUCGUUGACCUUCGAGCAGUCAGUGAUGGAAGCGAUAGACUUCCACCGCCAGCACAAAUGCAAGGACCCACUGUGUGAAACCCAACUCUGGAAAGUGAAACACGAGUUGGAUCUGGCCCUGCUCAAAAUCUCGCAGCUACGAAAGCAGAUUGCACACACAGCCUCCCUGGAUCCUUCCUGCACGCAAAGCCGUGAGGGAUCCUUCAAGCGGGAGCCAGAUGCUCCGCCCACUCAGAACGGGACAGCAGCUCGAAGACGUCGACGUCAACAACCAAGUGACAGCAACGCUGUGACCUCUGACCCUACAUCUAGUCGACCUUUGCUCGGUGCCGACGAUUGCGAUGAAGACGAUCUGCUGGACAAACCACUGAUGUACCCAGACGAGAGGACGCAUCCUCCACGAACCGAUCAGCCUCUAAACGCCGCUCGCUCUUCAUAUCCCAGUUCUUACCCUCAAGAUGUGUUAGAGCCCAGCUCCCGUUAUUCCUACCCACAGCAGUCGAGACCGGGGGACAACGAUAAACGUGGGAGUUCAGGAGUAGGCGUGGUUAGGCCUGUCAGUCGAGGCCCCGCCCCGCGCGAUGAAGGAAGUGAACGGUUCGCUGACCUCGACAUUCACGCCCCGCCCCCAACGUUCGACGAAGCUCUAGCACAGUCGCCAACCAGCUCUGGAGGAGAGGGGCGUGCUGUCUCCUCGCCUUCGCCGCCUCUACCUCCCCCUCCAACGUCGCCCUCGACGUUCCCUCCACCCCCUGUCGCUCACGGCACAGGUUUUCCAGCACCACCGGCAGAGGAGCUGUACACCCCCGCCGUGGCCCCGCGCUCCCGCGUCCCGCCCCCUCCCCCCGUGCGUUCCUUCGUCCCUCCCCCUCCUCCUCCGGCGGAAGACGACGAAGACAGACGCUAUGACCCCGUCAUUUUAGACAGCCCCGCCUCCCCGGCGUCCUCCUCCACCUUCUCAGAUGUGUCAAACAACGUACCGUCCUCCCCGGGAGGUAUUUCGAAACUCUCGAAAGAAGAUUCAGGUACAUCUGCUGCUACAUCACCGGAGCCCAACAGUUCUAUUGGUUCUAGCCGGGACUCUAGUGAGAGGGUGGGGAGCUCGAAGCCAACCACGAAUCUUCCUUCACAGCAAUCUAGCAGAGUUCCCAGUCAGGCGCCAGUUUCUUCGAGCCAAGGGAGGGAACCUCCUAGUAACAAUGUGGACAAAAUGAAACCUAGCGCCGAGGAAAGAGAACUCUCUUACGUGUCAUCUCCGCGAGAGGCAGACAAUGACGUCAGUGUGAGAAGACCACGUGACAAUGACGGCAAUGUGUACGUCAAUGUAGAUGAUAUGGGGGGAAAAGAGACUUCUUUCUAGGUCACAGUUAUUCAAAAAGUGUACCCACAGUUCCCUCCUAGUUCUAGUGUAGACGUUGCCUUCGUGAUUGCUUCAUUUGAUCCCGUGUAAACUUUUAUUCAAUAGUUGUAACCUUGAAUUUGCUACAGGACACUUGCUUUCUGUGUUCAGUUUGUUGUUGUUCAGAUUGUAGGAACUAAAAGUUUUAGGAUUUGCCAAAGGAAAGACGAAUCACUGUUGCUUUGGGUUUUUUAACUUUUUGUUAUACCUACACAAAGUACGAAGGUUGAAUUUCAAAAGUGGAUUUUACUCUGGUUUCUAAUAGUUCAGAAACUGGUUACUGCAAUCUGUGUUUAGUUUUCAGAAAUUUGCUGUGUUUUCUAAAUUUAAUAAUCUCAUUUCCUGUUUCAUUUUAGCAUAAAUUGAUACCAAUAUGUGUUCCCAAAAACAUUUUUAAAUUUUAUAUAACCUGUAGAGGUUUUUCUUUUUACAAACGUUUCUCACUUGUGUCAAAAAGUAACCAGUUCUUGUUUUACUUAGUCUGUGCCCACUAAUCCUUUUCGUUUGUUAUUACUUACCUUUGGGUAUUCUUUCUAGAAAGCCAUGCCAUCAAUCUUUGUGAAUUUCUUUUAUGAUGAUCGUUGAUCAGAUUGCAAGAAUUAGGCUGUAUUAGGUGCCACAAACUGGACAACUGUUUUUGCAUGCUUGACUACUGCUCAGGUCCCUAAUUUUCGUCUUCCGCGAGCCAGCAUUAUGAUUUAAACUCGUUUUAACUUAGAAAAAAUAAAUGUCUUUUAACUUUGUGUGGAAUACACGAGGUACGUUAAUUUUCUUAAGAGCUAGUGUUGUUUAUUUUGUCAGAGUAACUGACAUGAAUAAAUGGUUGAUCUUUUGUCCUGUCCUAUACAGAAAAGGUUACCCAUAAUGACAGAAAGUUAGCAUUAGUUAGUAAGUUUCAAGUUCAACCCGAGGGCACACUUUAGUAACUGUUAUUAGCUGACACGAUACGACAUGCAAGCCGAUUUUCGAACAAAACGGUCAGCCACAAAGUGUAGUACACAUGCUGGUAAAUCAAAAGAGGUGAUUUUCUUUCUCCUGCCCUAUAAUGAUGCUAAUAUAUCAUUUAGGCACAGAAUUUCUUUUCAAUUUAUUUCAUGAUCAGGAGAAGAAGACUUUUUGUCACCCUCUUGUUAUCACAAAUCCUGCAUGAAGUUGAAAGAAGCUCAAGUUCGCUUUACUCGAGACACUAAAAAUUAAUCAUUUACUGAAAAAGACUGAAUAACAGUGUAAUAUUUCAUUUGACUUUUGAAGUAGCAAAGGUUUUGGUCUGUCAAGCGACAAAGUCUUUUACGAAGGUCAGAUCGCUGAAAUACUCUAUAAUAUUCAUUAUGUGUAUCAAUAAUGAGCAUGACGUAGUGAGUUUCUAACAAAAUGUGGUUCUUUCUGCUUGAUGUUACAACCCUCAUAACAUGCAGAUUUGUUGUAGAGGUGUUUCUAACCCCCACUGCCAUGUUGCAAUAUUCUGUUUGGCUCAUCUGCAACCAUCUGUAAUGUGAUAUUAUGUAUAUAGCAACUUUCUGUACAAUUUGCGCCCCUGUGGUUCUUUCCUGUUUCUUGCUCUCUCAACUUGCUCAUCUCCAGAUUUUAGAGAUAAAUGGUUUGUUCAUAAUGUACUCUUUGCGGUAUUUUUGUCAUGGAUGAUUAUAAUGCGGUUGCAUCUGCUUGCUGGGGAUUAUGAAAAAGAGAAAAAAGUAGUUCUUUGUUGUUGUCGCUGUUCCUUUCUGUUGUUGUUUUAGAUGUCUUUGUUGGAGGUAAACCUUUUUAUCACUUGGUUGAAAUAAGUCUGGUUUCGAUCGUGUGUACGUAUGGGUGCUCGUGUAUAAUAUGUGUAUUUGUGUAUGCGUAUGUGUGUGAGAGAGAGGGAGAAGGGGAA
Molecule: messenger RNA, 8229 nt
Organism: Aplysia californica (California sea hare)
Lineage: Eukaryota; Metazoa; Mollusca; Gastropoda; Aplysiida; Aplysiidae
Biological process (GO): monoatomic ion transport
Cellular component (GO): plasma membrane
Molecular function (GO): glutamate-gated receptor activity
Source: RefSeq, a predicted model, not a curated record